Molecule: messenger RNA, 3871 nt
Organism: Sphaeramia orbicularis (orbiculate cardinalfish)
Lineage: Eukaryota; Metazoa; Chordata; Actinopteri; Kurtiformes; Apogonidae
Gene: gpr161b
Product: G protein-coupled receptor 161b
Exons: 6
Coding region: 151-1830 (559 amino acids)
Biological process (GO): G protein-coupled receptor signaling pathway
Cellular component (GO): plasma membrane; recycling endosome
Molecular function (GO): G protein-coupled receptor activity
Source: RefSeq, a predicted model, not a curated record
AGGACGCCAUUGCAGCCGCAGCUGGCCGUCUGUGAGUCGGAUGAGGAGGGACAAACGGUACGAAACUCUACCAUGUCGAGGGACUUUCGAAGAUUUUUCAGACUCGGCAAUCAGUUACAUGGUCACAUUGUGGAAACCGAGAAGUAAUGGAUGGUUUGCCUCUUCGGAGGAGAAAAUGCGGAGCCCCGACACCGAACCAAAGCAGCAGCCUCAUACUGUUCCCUCACCAGUCCAAUGGCCCAGUCUCUCACCAUGAACACCAGUAGAAACUGCACUCCAGUGGGAAAUGGUGAGGGUCUGGCAGCCCUGGAGUCUGUAUCCAUUGUGACCAUCACACUCCUUGCCUGCCUGGGGAACCUCGUGAUUGUGGUGACCCUCUAUCGCAGGCCUUAUUUGCUCACUCCCAGCAACAAGUUUGUGUUCAGCCUGACCCUGUCCAACCUGCUGCUGUCCAUGCUGGUGCUGCCAUUUGUCGCCGUCAGCUCAGUGAAGAGAGAGUGGGUGUUUGGUGUGGUGUGGUGCAACUUCACUGCUCUGCUCUACCUGCUCAUUAGCUCUGCUAGCAUGUUGACGCUUGGAGCUAUUGCCAUUGACAGAUACUACGCUGUGCUCUACCCCAUGAUCUACCCCAUGAAGAUCACGGGCAACAGGGCGGUCGUGGUCAUUGCCUACGUGUGGUUACACUCCCUGGUGGGCUGCCUGCCUCCUCUGUUUGGCUGGUCGUCUUUUGAGUUUGACUGUUUCAAGUGGACCUGUGUUGCUUCUUGGCACAAAGAGCCGGGCUACACGGCCUUCUGGGUCACCUGGUGCAUUCUCCCGCCUUUCAUCAUCAUGCUGGCCUGUUAUGGCGUCAUUUUCCGUGUCGCCCGCACAAAAGCUCGAAAGGUACAUUGCGGGACAGUCGUCGUGGCCCAGGAUGACAGCACUGGAAGUCAGAGAAAUGGACGCAAGAACUCAAGCACCUCGACCUCCUCUAAUGGAAGCCGGCGGAGCCUUAUCUACGCUGGCAGCCAGUGCAAGGCCUUUGUCACUAUCUUAGUGGUGAUCGGUACUUUCCUCAUGACCUGGGGGCCGUACGUUGGGGUGGUGUGCACAGAAGCAUUGUGGGGGCAGGGCCGUGUGUCCCAGUGGUUGGAGACUUUAGUGGCAUGGCUGUCCUUCUGCAGCGCUGUGUGCCAUCCACUAAUCUACGGUCUAUGGAAUAAAACAGUGAGGAAGGAGCUGCUGGGAAUGUGUUUUGGAGAUCGCUACUACAGAGAGUCAUUCGCCACACGGCAGAGGACGUCACGCCUCUUCAGCAUCUCCAACAGAAUCACAGAUUUGGGUAUGUCCCCUCACCUGACGGCCAUGUUGGCUGGUGGAGGCCAGCUGAUGGCGCCUGGAAGCAGCACAGGAGAUACUGGCUUCAGUUUCACUCAGGACUCAUGUACAGAUGUGAUGCUGCUGGAUAACUUCUCUAUAGAUGGCUCCUCCCACCUGCAUUACCAUGGAAACCAGUCUGGGAAGAGGAGGAGCUCGGUCACCUUUGAAGACCAGGUGGAGCAUUCCAAAGCUGAAAAUAACAACACGUCCUCAGUCCAAGUCCAUGCAGAGGUGCACAAAUCCCUGGACAAGUUUGCCUCGUGUCUGGCGAAGGCUAUAGAGAGUGACGCCAAGCUGACCCUCUUUGGAGAGGAUUUAACUUCACCAGGGGGGCUGUUCACCACCAGGGCAGCACCAAGACCCCGAUACAUGGAUGGUCAGAGACUGAGGUUGGAGAGUAUCGAUGAAGGGAUUGUCAAAGAUGACCGAGAGGAAGAAGAGCAGGAUGUGGACGAAAAGCCGAUCUGAACACACCUGAACUGUUCCCUGUGUGGGUACGUCACAGACCCUCCUCAUUUCCACCCCCUUCAUCUGCAAAUACCAUAUUCUGAGACAUGGUACAGUUUAUGAAGUCUGGUCUCUACAUGAGAGCUUCAUACUUGAAAUUAUUAGGAAAUGCUGAGAAGCAGAUGAUUCAUUCCAUGUUGGACCAAGUGUACGACGUCUUUUGUAUCGAUGAUGUUAGCGAAUAGGAAACUUUAACUACUGUAAACCUAAAUGGUCUGAUUGUUGUAGUAAUAUGUUUACUACUAUAUACUAUAGGUGCCUUGUUCUUGCAGUUUGUGGGAACGUCAUUGGAACUGGGCAGUUUAGGAAAUAUAUCUUCUCUAAAAUGUUUUCUAGAGAAUAAGAAAAAGUUAGAUGUUUCAAGCUCAUAUUGGCUCUUGUUCAAGUACAAACAAAACCUUUUUCCAUGAACAGGAACCUCGUUCUGGUGUUGCCUGGUGCUAGAGCUGGUUCAGAGUUGGUUCAACAACUGGUUUCCUCCAUGAGUCUCAUCAUUAGCUGCUACAUUGGUUUUGUUUAGAUUCGUGAGAAAUUACAUUAAAUAAUUUUUAUUAUGUGUGCUUAUGUAUGUGUAUUAUAUGUGCAAGUUUCAUAUCUGAAAAUAUGAAUCUCAGUUUCACAAAAAAUAAUAUACCACCUCUUGAACACAUAAUUCAGUGUAGUAAAACAGGUUAUAGAAAGGUUUGUGAGACUUUUCAAAAGUUUGCUUUACAUUUUGUCAAAAUUCAGCAAUUAAUCUGUCAGUUCUUUUCUUUUUUAUUUAAAUUUUUUUAACAGAGGUUAGAAAGUGAUGAAAGUUUUCAUCAGUGUUUUCCAGAGCCCAAGAUGAUGUAAUGUUUUGUUACACAUGCCAAAGAUAUUUGGUUUGCAAUCUGAAUACUAUAUAUGAAUAUAGUAUUUAUGAUUAAGAAGCUUUAAUCAGAGACUCCAGACUUCUUUCUAAACAACAAACGAAAAAAUAAUCUUAAACUGGUUGCUACUCAUUGAUGGAUGGAGGAAUCUGGAUAAUUAUUCAGCCUCUUACACCAACAGUUCUUGGUUGUUGCACCAGCUCUGAUCAGUCACGGUUAGUGAGACAGAGCCAGUUUGAGUCUGAAAACACUACUUUAAGUGUAGAAAUGACAGCGCAGGGCUUUAAUGAAGAAAAAAUAUGAAAGGGAGAAGAUGUUUGGGUUCCCUGUCUUCUAGAAUAGCUGACAACUAUGACUGAAUAGGAAAUGAAAUGGUAUUACAAGAAAAAAAGAAUAAUUUGGACAAGUAAAUUUGAGAUGCAGAGAUGUGGUACUUGUUGCCCAGCUUCGAGCUCCAUCACAGAACAGAACUUUGUCAGUAUUAUGGGUUCUGACAGAGUGGGAUGUGUUAUUUAUCUUACUGUGUAGGUUCCUGCUGUGACACAGGAACAGUCCUGACAUUUCAUGAAUAUCUGCUUGAGAAAACUGUGGACACACUCCGUAAUUGCACUUGACACAUGCAGUUUGUACUCGUUUUAAUAGAAACCACUCAUUAUUUUAUGUCAGAAGGUGAUUGUUAUUGUGUUUGUCAGUGAUUUAUCGCGUCCAUGGUAACAUAUUAUAAAUGAAGGCCAAAAUGUCAUCGUGUCAUUUUAUUAGCGUUUCAGAUUUCAUGAUGAAAAUCCAUCGACAGCAAAACACGUUACGUUCUGUGUUAUUAUAUCGGGAAUAUACUCAUCAAGAAUCUGGAUUGCAUCUGGAAGUGAGACUGGUCUUAAACUAGAACACUGUGUGAAUAGUUGAACAUGUGGUUGGUCUUUACCAGGAAUAAUUCAAGGAACGCAGGAUAUUUGUAAAAAUGAUACUUUAGCCAUUUUUGGUGCUUCAGUCUUACCUCGUAUUUUAAUAUUAUGUCUGGAUGGUACUACUUUUAUAAGGAAAGCUAUACGCCUGAGAAGAAAUGUAACUUUUUCUACAAUAACUAUUAAUACAAAUAUUUUGCAUUACAGUUUUGUAUUAAGAUUCUUUUAUUAAAUUUUUUUCCAACAGUG